Molecule: messenger RNA, 895 nt
Organism: Arabidopsis lyrata subsp. lyrata
Lineage: Eukaryota; Viridiplantae; Streptophyta; Magnoliopsida; Brassicales; Brassicaceae
Exons: 3
Coding region: 102-698 (198 amino acids)
Source: RefSeq, a predicted model, not a curated record
AUCUAAACGGCACGAAGUUUUUUCCUCUAUCUUCUUUUUCUUUCUCUCCUCUUAUCCACCAACGUUUUCCUUCUCUCUCACCGUGAGAGUAACAGAGAGACAUGAUUCUGAUAAAUUCUAACUCCCCGACGCUAAUCUCAGCCGUUAGAUUUGUGGGCUCAUCUCCGUUCACCACUCGGGGGCUUUCUCAGUCUACUGUCUCAAUCUCUAGAAACAAAAGCUUCUUCUUGCACUUCACCGAUACGAAAGAGAAGAAAGCAAGAAGAGAUGAUUUGAGAGUAUCAAUCGUGUGUAACGCAGGAGGGAUGUUUCCGGUGGAUCCAUGGGCUCCAACCAUUGAUUCACAGAGCAUAGCAUCACAACUCUUCGCUGUGUCUCUGUUUCCUUACAUUGGCUUUCUCUAUUUCCUCACUAAAUCCAAAUCAGCUCCAAAACUCACACUUUUUGGUUUCUACUUCUUGCUUGCCUUCGUUGGAGCUACAAUUCCUGCUGGGAUUUAUGCUAAGGUGCAUUAUGGAACAUCGUUGUCGAAUGUUGAUUGGUUACAUGGAGGAGCUGAAUCACUUCUUGCUCUUACCAAUUUGUUUAUCGUGUUGGGUCUUAGACAAGCUCUGAGGAAGUCUGAAGAUGAUGAUGAUAAACUUGGUAAUGAUGAAGAAGCUUCAACAACUCAAGAACAAGAGAAAUCUUCAGUCUAGUAAAGCAAAUGUAAAUAUGUAGUUUUCGAAGUCACUUCCUCUUUAAUCAGCUUGUAUAUUAUACAACUCAAUGGGCAUAUAAUUCUGAUUUUGAACGCGUGAGUUCAACGCUAGUUUAGAUGCGUUUGGUUCUUAUUUGGUUUUUUGUCUUAAUAUGCUAAAGUAACAUUUUGUGGAGGUAUAAAUCCGAUUGAGAA